ACCGAGGAAGAGGAGCGGAGCUGCGACUCCCCACGGAGCAGGACCGCCGCUUGCUACCGCCUCUAUGAAACCGACCGCCGAAGUUCUGUUUGCCCGGCGCUCAACUCUCCACAGGGACUAAAAGUUAACGGCUGUUUUGUUUUUUUCUUGAAGUUUUCCUCUCUCUCUCAGGCGGUUAAAGUCGAGCAGGUUUGGAGAGCUCUUCCUGUUCCCAGAGCUCCUUCAUAACACAGCCAGCAUGGAUGUUGCGGCGCACGGGAAUGCGGGAUUUCCUGUGUGGCCACCGCAGUGUUGCGUUCAGGCGCACUUUCUGGAUCCUCGGGCUUAAAUAAUGAAGAGCGGUCAGAGCUUGAAGGUUGUCGUAAAAACAGUGGUUGGCUGAAGUGAAUGCUCCUUUUCCUGCUAUUCUUCUCCUCCUCUGCGCUUCCUGCUGCUGGUGGCCCCUGCUCCUAAUGGCUAAAAAUACAGAAAAAACUCAACAUGGACGUCCGAGUGUGUGAGAAACUGUGAUUUCUGAGUCUUAUGAAGCAGCUUUAGUCCUAAAGUUUAGAGUCUUCAGAGUUGGAAGCUGUAACAGGUGGUGAUGGAUGGAGGGAGGGGGGGUAGGAGCAGAUCAGCCAUGAUGACUUGAUUCCAGAAGCUGAUAAUGUAGUCAGACCAUGUGCAGGGAAACCACACACCUCAUCAAUGUUACAGAGACUGCUGCCUCUGAGAUUCCAUACAGGUCUGAGGAAGCCAGAGAUGAGAAGAUUUGAGUUUGUGAGGCGAUUGGUUUCCUUUUGUCCCUGAAUCUACGGCCCGGCGGUUGGGCUGACCUCUGACCUCAUCUCCUUGGUCCCUGAUGAGACAACAGGAAAGGGAGCAAGGUGUGAUAAAGUACUCUUUACUCUCAGGCCCCCGGAGCGUCCGGUCGGGUCAUCUAGCGGAGGCUCCAUGGAGCCGCUGAAGAACAUAUUCGGUCGGAGCUCGCUGUCCAACUGGAAGAAUCUGGAGCAGUCCAAAAAAGGGAACUUCAUCAACCCCGUUUGGACGGCCUUGUUCGACUACGAGGCCUCCUGUAAGGAUGAGCUCACCUUGCGUAAAGGUGACCUGGUGGAGGUCCUCUCGCAGGACUCCGAGAUAUCUGGGGAUGAGGGCUGGUGGGCCGGGAAGGUCAACAACAAGGUGGGCAUCUUCCCGUCCAACUAUGGCUCCUUCGCCAGCGGAUACGCCAAGCUGCCAGGAAGCAGCGUGGUGGAGGAGCUGAACCGCGCCGUGGUGGGCAACGUCGAUCCGGAGGAGGUGGAUUUCCGAGAGCUGAGCCUGGAGGAGGUCAUCGGGGUCGGGGGCUUCGGGAAAGUGUACCGCGGGACGUGGCGGGGCGAGCUGGUGGCGGUGAAGGCGGCCCGCCAAGACCCGGACGAGGACAUCAGCGUGACGGCGCAGAACGUCAGGCAGGAGGCGCAUCUGUUCGCCAUGCUCACCCACCAGAACAUCAUCGCCCUGAAGGGCGUCUGCCUGCAGGAGCCCAACCUGUGUCUCAUCAUGGAGUACGCCUCGGGCGGACCGCUGAGCCGGGCGCUGGCCGGCCGCCGCAUCCCGCCUCACGUCCUGGUCAACUGGGCCGUGCAGAUCGCCAGAGGGAUGGUGUACCUGCACAACGAGGCCAUCGUCCCCGUCAUCCACCGGGAUCUCAAGUCCAACAACAUUCUGCUGGCUGAGCCCAUAGAGAACGAGUGCAUGGAGGGGUUGACGCUGAAGAUCACCGAUUUCGGGCUGGCGAGGGAGUGGCACAAGACCACAAAGAUGAGCACGGCCGGCACCUACGCCUGGAUGGCCCCGGAGGUCAUCAAGUCCUCCACCUUCUCCAAGGGCAGCGACGUUUGGAGCUACGGCGUCCUGCUGUGGGAGCUGCUAACAGGAGAGGCCCCCUACAAGGGGAUUGAUGGCCUGGCCGUUGCGUACGGAGUGGCUGUCAACAAGCUCACCCUGCCCAUCCCUUCCACAUGCCCCGAACCCUUCGCUCAGCUCAUGGCAGAAUGCUGGGACCAGGAUCCUCACCGAAGACCCGACUUCGGCUCCAUCCUGACGCAGCUGACGGCUCUGGAGCAGCAGGUGAAGGAGGAGAUGCCUCAGGAUUCUUUCCACUCGCUGCAGGAUGACUGGAAGCUGGAGAUCCAGGACAUGUUUGAUGAGCUGCGGGCCAAAGAGAAGGAGCUGCGUUGCCGUGAAGAGGAGCUGAAGCGAGCGGCUCUAGAGCAGAAGUCCCAUGAAGAGUUCCUGCGGCAGCGGGAGCAGCAGCUGGCCCAGUGGGAGCAGGACGUCUUCGAACGCGAGCUCAGCCUCCUCAUCCUCCACCUGAACCAGAACCAGGAGAAACCCAAUGUCAAGAAGAGGAAGGGCACCUUCAAGAAGCACAAACUCAAGAGCAAGAACGGCGAGAAGAUCAGCAUGCCGCAAGAUUUCAUCCAUAAAAUUACAGUGCAGGCGUCCCCAGGCCUGGAAAAGAGGCGUAACUCUCCAGAUUUGGGUUCAGGCUCCUCGCCUUCAUUCGGCCCACGGUUUCGUGCAAUUCAACUCAGUCCCAGCGACAGCAGCAGGACGUUUGGGCUCACCCCGGUCCGACCUUUAGAGACCCCCUCUAUCAAGCAGUCCAAUGGAGACCUGAGGUUGAACCCACACUGGAGGCCCCAGAGCCCAAAGAGUCCAAAAAGCCCGAAAGUUCUGCGGCUGAGUCCUCAGGAAAGCAGUUUGUCGAUGAGGGCCAAGCUGCUGGGGUCAGACAGCAACGAGAACGGAGACUCCAUGGAUGACUUUGAGGAGUACCGCCCCCCCACACCGACCCCAGCCUCCUCUCAGAACGGCUCCUCAUCCAAGGACAGCCUGCGGCUUCCUCCCUCUCAGGGAGACUCCGGCAGCGAGGAGGGGGGCUACUCUCCGGCCGGCUCCCCCAUGCCUGAGAGGGGUUCUCUUGGCAGCAUGAUCAAGAACACACACCGGGCGUUGCUAGGUUGCGGCUCCCUCUUGGCCUCCGUGGCACUCGGCCGAGGCUUGGAUGUCCCCCCUCGGGUGCCGCCUCGAACUAACCCCCCAUCCUCCGAGGAGCGCGCCUCCUUUGAACUUGAGAUCUCCCACCCUAGACCUCUAAUAACAGACCCCCCUGUGGUGGACGACCUGAUUACCUUCUCCACCUCUGAGCCGCUCCCUAGACCCCUGUUGGAUUUAGCCCUGCAGUACCAAGAGCUGAAGCCGCUGCCCCUGGCGCCGCCUCCUCCAAAUCCCAGAGAGAGGUCCGGACCUCGAACGCCGCAGACGCACCACAGCCCGACGAGUCCCGGGACCCCGAUGCAGCAGGACGGAGCCGUUCCAGCAGACUGGACCGCUAGUUCUGGUUCCAGCAACGGAGAGCUGAGCAGCGAUGGAUGGGAGCACAGACCCGACAGGAGGAGGAGGUCCAGCUACGGCCUGCAUGCUUCUCAGUUAGUUUUAGAUCUGCCGCUUUGCCAGGACACUCUGGAUUAUGAGGACAAGACUUCUGUGCCGUACGCCCUCCAUCCCAACCCGGCGCUCUGGAGCCCCAAAACUCGCCGCCUGGAGGUCAGCGUCAUUCCGAGGCCACGCCCAUCCCCUAUCCGGCCUCGCAUCGACCCGUGGAGCUUCAUCUCUGCUGGCGGCGGCAUCUCAGGCGGCGGCCGUAGCCCGCUCCGGUCGGACGGCCACCCCCUGGGCUACAAGCCGUCCCCCACCAACCCCUUCACCAGCUGCGACCCUUUCCCCUCCCCGGACUGCGACCCCUUCACCCUCAAGGCGGACCCUUCCUGCAGCUCCGACGGCUCCUCCCCCUUCGACCCUUUCUCCGCUCCCUUUCCGACCUCCCGCUCGGCGCCCUGCUCCGCCAACGGCUCCCCGACGCUGCCGUCGUUCCGCAUCGCGCCCAUCAGCCCGGCGGACCCGGCCUUCAUGGACCUGCGCUGGGCGGCCUGCGGCAGGCCUCUGGAUAUGACCAAAGAGAGGGCGCUCCCCAGCAGAACUCUGGGGCUGAAGCCCUUCAAGUCUCCGACGCAGCUCAGAGACGAUCGGUUCUGAACGCAGACGUGGAUUUUCUGAAAUGCAGCCGAUCAGUCCAGGAACAUUUUCACUACUGUUUAUUUCUCCAGAAUGAAAAGUCUGGAAAGGGAGGGAGCGGCGGGCAUGGAGGGGCUUAUUUAUAUACCAGCCUGGUGCUUUGAGAAGCAGAACACCAGUGGAAAGGUGGUACAAUACAUUGUGGGAUAUCAGCCUGUGAACCAAUCGCUGGUGCCAAUUUCAUCUUUCCUGUGUGUCCCUUUUAAAGGAGCAGAAUACAGAUCAGCAGCCUCAUCUUGAGCUUCUGUCAGCGCUGCUCCUAUCACCCGCUUUCAUCUCCAGGAGGCUUUGAAGCGUUGUGACAAUGAAGAGGUGGAUCCGGCCAUUUUUCUCCUUUUUUACAGCUUUAUUCGCCUCUAACGGCUCCGCAGACUGAAAGCAUUCAGGACAAUGAAAGAAAAUUGGUGUGCCUUUAUUUUGUGAAGUCUUUUUUUUUUUUUCUUUUUGUUAAUAUAUCUCUUAAAGGUUCCCUGAACCGUUUAUCUGGUUCUCAGAUAAAAUGCUAUGAAAAAAUUUGACCUAAAUUUCCAGAUCAUGUACAAAAAAAAAGAAAAAAACACCAAA
This is a messenger RNA of Cyprinodon tularosa, 4668 nucleotides long. RefSeq names its product mitogen-activated protein kinase kinase kinase 11. The record is from RefSeq and is a predicted model, not a curated record. Gene Ontology annotation, molecular function: JUN kinase kinase kinase activity; protein binding; ATP binding. Lineage: Eukaryota; Metazoa; Chordata; Actinopteri; Cyprinodontiformes; Cyprinodontidae. Gene Ontology annotation, cellular component: centrosome. The transcript is spliced from 10 exons. Gene Ontology annotation, biological process: microtubule-based process; positive regulation of apoptotic process; protein phosphorylation. The coding region runs from base 934 to 4065 and encodes 1043 amino acids.